Messenger RNA from Schistosoma turkestanicum, 950 nucleotides. Lineage: Eukaryota; Metazoa; Platyhelminthes; Trematoda; Strigeidida; Schistosomatidae. The record is from the annotation of a GenBank genome assembly.
CGACUUUGCACAUACAUUGUCAAUUGAGCAACUUUUUCGAUCUCAGUUGUGCAUAGUGCGCUACUUACGUACACGAUGUCCAAGGCUACGGAGGAAGUAAAGGUUUCUAAGGGUAUCCUGAAGAAAUAUAAUGAUCAAGCACCACAGAAGAGCUUUCAGUGGGAUGAAACAAACAUUCAAGCUACUUAUCAUCCACCGGAUAAGACAUAUGGUCAUAUGAAAAUUGACGAACCGAAAACACCUUACGUUUUUGACUCUGAAGAUGGUUCUGUUGUUAAUGCUGGACCUACUUUUACUCCAGAGGAUUUGGCUUCUAGACUUUCUGCGGCUUCAAAGGAUCCUGACCUACAGUGGCCAUGUGCCACAAAACUCGACCAAGAGGAGGAUGAGAAUCAGAGAAAAUUUCGUGAAAAACGAAAACAACAUUACAAUGAAUUUUUGGCUGUAAAGCUAGCGAAAGAAAGUUUACAAAAUGAUGACGAAGAGGAAAAUAUUAAGAAGGAAGACGAAGAAAAAGAUGAUGAAGUUGAACAUAACGUUGAGCAGGCAAUAAUCAAUGCACGCUUAAAUGCUGAGCUUUCUCGUUUAGGUAGAGACACAGAGCAUCCAAUCCCUCAUAUUUCGAAAAAUCAGAGUUCUUCAAAUUCUAAUCUCUGAGUUUUUUAAUUCUUUCCUCCUUACUAUGUACAGAUAUUCCUCUCUACUUAGUUCACUCAGUUUCGGCCAUUUCAUGUUAUGGUAACAAUCCAUACUACAAUUAUUUGUGUCCUUUUAUUGGACAGUGUCCAUACACUGUCUUGGAACUUAUCUGUAAUAAGCUAUCACCACGCAGUUCGACAGAUAAAUUCAAAAUGUCCAUAAUUCUUUGAAUACGAAAUCAUAAACCAUCCCUACAUUGCAAAACAAACCAUUAUAACAGCUAAUUACAUUUGAUUUUUUCAAACUAAGAA